UUAGAAAUAGAGCCAUGUUUCAUUUCUACUGUAUAUGAUUUUGAAUAAUUAUUUUGGAUAUAUUUUGAUUUUUGAAUAACUUGUUUUGAAUAACAAAACAAGAGCGACAAGCGGAGCAGCGGCUCCUCCGUCCGUCCUCAACCGCGCGAUCACGUCUUCAGAUCUCCCACCGCCUCCUGUUCUCAAGUGUUCAUCUUCUUCGUGGGUCAGUGCAUCCGAGCAGAGUGGAGACCCGAUCGCCGGACCUUUGGCCGUUCGCCACCAGGCAGCUCCCCCUCCCCAAGCUCCGCCCCUGAGUCGAUUGUGUGAUUUGUCUUCUGUCUUCUUUAAUCUCCAGUUCAGAAGGAAAUCCCCUCUUACAGUGAUCGGAUCAAGAAACCCUAGUUUGACAGGAAAAUGGAUGAGCUGACCUCUGCCCUGAACACCCACAUGGACCAAAUGGCAGAUCUCGUCGAGAAAUUUUCUGCCGAGCUUCGCUCUGGAUUAAAACCCGCCUACGAGAAUUUCAUGGGCUUCUUCCACGCCAUUCAUUGGACGGAACCUUGGUUAGUAGGGUUACUUUCCCUCCAUGGCGCUGUAUUGCUACUAACACUCUUCUCAAGGAAGAACAUCAAUUUUCAGAUGGUGUUAUUCCUUUUUGCUUUGGGAGGAGUUUACUUUGCAGAGAAUCUGAACAAAUUAUUGGCUGCAAACUGGAAAAGCUUUGCUAAACAGAAUUAUUUUGAUCCCCACGGCGUCUUUAUUUCAGCACUCUGGUCUGGGCCUCUUUUGGUCAUUGCAAUCAUAAUCUUGGUGAAUACACUAUUUUCUUUGUGCCAUAUGAUCGUUAAGUGGAAAAAGGCCGAGCUUAGACACCGUGCAAUUCUAGCUCGCCGCAAGGAGGAUUGAGACUAGCGCUCGUGAGAGGAGAGAGAGAGAGAGAGAGAGAAGACCAAAACACUUUCGUCGCACUACUCAUCUAAUAUUUGCAUUUCAUGAAUAGUUUUCGCUCAUUUUUUUCUCAUUUUGUUUUGUUUAUAUAAUACGGAGUAACAACUAUCUGCGGGAUGCCCCCUCAUUGAGAAGCAUGUAGUAUUGCUCUAGUAAUACUUUGAAGCAUACGUUUAUUUAUUACUCCUUCCGUCCGGCCGUCCCAAUUUAAAUUGCUUGUUUCGGUU
Messenger RNA from Cuscuta campestris, 1157 nucleotides. The record is from the annotation of a GenBank genome assembly. Lineage: Eukaryota; Viridiplantae; Streptophyta; Magnoliopsida; Solanales; Convolvulaceae.